AUGACUCUGUUCUUCUACAAUUACCAUGAAUUCUCCAUAUACGACUACAAAAAGAUAGGAGAAUCAACGGUAAGAUCACAUGAUAAACCCUUAAUCAUUACCCACUUCGAUAACCCUUACAUUUCCCUUCUUUCUGCUGGUAAAGGCACGAGAAUAGUAAGGGUUCCAAGAGUUCAUGAUGUUCCGGGCGAUUCUUACAUCAGAUUCAGCACAGUGCUGCCUGGUGAAGAGCCUGCAGCUAUACGUGCUGAUGAGCAGACAGACAAGGAGCAUACGCUAGAAACACAACCAUUCACUAUCGAUGGAAUUUACGAAGAACAUGGGUAUGGACUCACUUCUCAUUCUCCAUUAUCUAAUAUUUUUACCGAUGAAGAGUUUCAGAAAGUGGUUACUGAAAUCAACAGACUACUCAAAGCUAAACGAAACUGGUGGAUGGAAAAAUUGAGUAUUCUUGCCUUUGGUAUCUUGUCAUUUUACACCCAGACCUCUGUUGAUGACUAUGUUAUUCAAAAGAAUAGAGAGUGGGAAGAGAAGAAUAUAGAUGCAAGAAUAGUGCCACCUUCUUGGAACGGCUACCUUAGCUUAGAUUUUGAGGUCUUAGAUCCAAUGUUAUUUGCAAUAGGUAGUGAGUCGAAAAAUGAACGUUAG
Messenger RNA from Komagataella phaffii GS115, 648 nucleotides. RefSeq lists its product as hypothetical. Lineage: Eukaryota; Fungi; Ascomycota; Pichiomycetes; Pichiales; Pichiaceae. Gene Ontology annotation, cellular component: endoplasmic reticulum palmitoyltransferase complex; extrinsic component of endoplasmic reticulum membrane. The record is from RefSeq and is a predicted model, not a curated record. Gene Ontology annotation, biological process: peptidyl-L-cysteine S-palmitoylation; protein targeting to membrane. Bases 1 to 648 code for a protein of 215 amino acids. The transcript has a single exon.